AUGGAGGAGGGCGAUGCGACGAAGGCGGGCCGUUGCUCAAUUGGCCACAGUGAGCCGAAUAAUACUGCUGCUGGAUGGGCGUUGAGGGCAAGUCGCAGCGAGUAUCAGCUUCAGAGUGAUGAUGAUGUCAAGAAUGCCCGUAUUACGGCUCUCUUAUCAGAGAUGCGACCAAAAGCUGAUUGUUCUACAAGAAGAGCUCACACGACAAAUUUAGUGAGCCUCACUAAACAUCCAGAGAAAGAUGCUAUUUAUGGCUCUUGGCAGGAUCGCCGCCCGCUGGUUUACGGUAGCCAACAAGUAUCGCUUCCAAAGUAUGACCAGCUCUAUUGUAAUACGUCGGGAAUGUUGCCGUUGCGUGGAAGAAUCGACAACGCGUCGACAAGUACACUUCCAAUUCGGAAAGAGCCACCGGAAUAUAGUCGUCUACGACCACUCUCGACAUGGCAAUUGACGGUUUCAGAAUCGCGAGCGCCACAAGCGGGUUGGCUUAAAAACCCGAGACCGCUUGCACGCGGAGCACUCUCGCCGGCGUCCUAUUUCAAAGAGCUUGAGAAUAAGAAUGGAUCUAUUGCGAGCGGACUUGCGGUGGCGGCCGCAAAAAUCACGACAAAUCUUAGUCAAUCCACAGAGAUUGAAAACUUGAAUGGAUCAUCAUCGGAUUCAACUCUUGAUAGUGCUUCGGAAAACAUUCCGGAGACGGCGAAUCGCGCCGUCGGCACCGAUAUGACGCUGAAUCGGAGCACACCACGGCAGGCGAGCUUCAUGGCGGCAAUACAGAGGCACCCACUCAAAGAAAGCACAUCGGUGGAUACGAAUGGCAGUGAGACGGAUUCGAAAUACGGCGAUACUCAGCAGAGCGUGUCGACGACGAUCGCAUCGACGCCUUUGAGACGGCCGCGCGGCCGCGAGUUUGCCUCGGGACGCGCCUAUCAAUCAAGCAGAAGCAUGGGAAGAUUGGAUUUCGAAGCGCUCAAAUCAUCAAAAAAUGACGGCGACAACAAAGAGGUGGCAGAUGAUAGUGUGAAAAUGCGAACAUGGAACGAUGCAGGUGCGUGUGAUUGGUUCUAA
Molecule: messenger RNA, 1068 nt
Organism: Caenorhabditis bovis
Lineage: Eukaryota; Metazoa; Nematoda; Chromadorea; Rhabditida; Rhabditidae
Source: the annotation of a GenBank genome assembly